This is a messenger RNA of Exophiala dermatitidis NIH/UT8656, 2122 nucleotides long. RefSeq names its product oxygen oxidoreductase. The transcript has a single exon. Lineage: Eukaryota; Fungi; Ascomycota; Eurotiomycetes; Chaetothyriales; Herpotrichiellaceae. Gene Ontology annotation, molecular function: saccharopine oxidase activity; sarcosine oxidase activity; flavin adenine dinucleotide binding. The record is from RefSeq and is a predicted model, not a curated record. The coding region runs from base 653 to 1984 and encodes 443 amino acids.
CCAUGAUGGGGCUUUCGAUUGACCCAAUCCACCAACCGGGUCGUCGGCGUCCCUCCGCGGCUAAGGUAGUUUGGCUUGUGCUUUCCCACAGGCACAUGAGCCUCGUCAAUUCAAGUCAAAGAGACCCAGUCGUUUAGUGUGUGCGGUUGAUUUGCGGAGUUGAGGGGACGAAAGAUAUUGAUAAGUGGCGACCAGACGGGUUAACCUAACAGGUUGUUGCUAUUACAGUACGAUGGUACCGUGGAUUGAGUCGAUGGGGUGAUGCCAAUACGGUUGUAGUUGAAUAUAUGUUCCUUGAUUUCCGCGGUAGGACUCCUUCUCGCAGACUUGGGCCUAUACCUCUCUCCAUACAAUUACAACAUCGUUAUCCGGCAAUCGACAAGACACCAACCUUGAACGGAUUUCCUGGUUUGCUACGUCGGGCGGCUUCCUGGUUGUGGGAUCAGAGGAAUACUUUCAACGACCUUCUUUCCCGAGAUUGGUUUCGCUAGGCGACUGCUCAAUUCGCAUCAGACAAGGCUGUCGUGACUUGUUCACGGGGACGAGGCUGGUGAGAAGCUACUGCGGAGGUGACGAUUAGGAAGGCAACGACGGCGCCAUAAUUGACACGAUAUACCGCCUGCGUACGCGUACGUACUCGACAGACUCAAAAAUGUCGGUGUCAAAAGACUCGAGUUUCCUCAUUGUCGGCGCCGGGACCUGGGGUACUUCGACGGCUCUCCACCUGCUGCGUCGGGGUCACAAAAACGUGACACUGAUUGACCCUUACCCGGUGCCGUCGCCGCUCAGCGCGGGCAAUGACGUGAACAAGAUUGUGGAGCAAGGCAACUUUUCCGAUGGAGACGAUGAGGCGUGGGUGUCUCGGUACCUGCUGAGAGCGGCCACGGAAGGAUGGACCAAAGACCCCGUGUUCACGCCAUAUUUCCACGACACGGGAUACAUAGUGGCGGCGAGCACCAAGGACGGAUUGAAGAAGCUGCACGACCGCGAGCGGCCGGACCUCAACCCAGAGUUUGUCGAGUUGGCCAAUGCCGAGGACUUCCGCAAGACGAUGCCGCAGGGCGUAUUGCAGGGCAACUUCCCCGGCUGGAAGGGCCUGUACAAGCGCACCGGCGCCGGAUGGGUGCAUGCACGCAAGGCUCUUGUGUCGUGCUUCAACGAGGCGACUAGGCUGGGUGCCAAGUUUGUCGUGGGGGAUGUCAAGGAGCUGAUCUUCGAGAAUGGCGACGUCAAGGGUGUCCGCACCAAAGAUGGCCGCGAGAUCCGGGCCGACUACACUAUCCUGUGUGCCGGCGCCAAUGCCAACCAGUUGCUCGACUUCAAGGACCAGCUGCGUCCGACGGCAUGGACGCUGGCUCAUAUCCAGAUGACGCCGGAGGAAACAAAGUUGUUCAAGAAUUUGCCCGUGUUGUUCCACAUUGAAAAGGGGUUCUUCAUGGAACCGGACGAGGACAAACAUCAGCUCAAAAUGUGUGACGAACACCCUGGUUACUGCAACUGGGUGGACAAAGAUGGCAACAAGCAGAGCAUCGCCGUCCCCGUCGAGCAGCUGCCCGUUGAUGCCGAACAGCGAUGUCGAGAGUUCCUGCGAGAAACCAUGCCGCAGCUAGCCGACAGGCCGUUCGUGCUGGGUCGUCUGUGCUGGUGCGCAGAUACCCCGAACCGCUCGUUCUUGAUCGAUCGUCAUCCCCAGCAUCCGUCUUUGAUCAUCGGUGCAGGUGGCUCCGGCCACGGGUUCAUGCAUAUCCCUACCGUCGGCGGGUUCAUCGCCGAUGUCAUCGAAGGCAAAUUGCAUCCCAAGUUGAAGCAGUCGUUCAGAUGGAGGCCAGAGACGGCUGUGCAUAGGAACUGGAAUGAUACCCAGGGAAGAUUUGGCGGACCCAAUCAGAUCAUGGAUCUGCAGAAAGUCAAGGGAUUCACCAAUAUCCCUAAGGAGGAUGGACAGGCAAAUGGCGUUGGAGCUGCUAGACAGGCCAAGCUGUAGAUAGACAUUGAUCUCUUGAGUUUGGGCAGGCAGAAUGCCGCAGUGCCAUGCUGAUAUUGGGUCAUGGGCGAGACUCGGAGAAUGGAGCGACAUACAUUUCUGGUUUAGAUUAUGCAAAUAAGGAAUUGUUGCACUGCG